Molecule: messenger RNA, 1236 nt
Organism: Penicillium griseofulvum
Lineage: Eukaryota; Fungi; Ascomycota; Eurotiomycetes; Eurotiales; Aspergillaceae
Product: cytochrome P450
Exons: 1
Coding region: 1-1236 (411 amino acids)
Molecular function (GO): iron ion binding; heme binding; monooxygenase activity
Source: RefSeq, a predicted model, not a curated record
AUGAAUUACACCGAGCAAUUCAAACAACACCAAAGGCUACAGGUUUCAGUGUUAAACGCGACGCCAGCAGCCGCCUAUCUCCCUCUGCAGACUCUAGAAUCGCAGCAAUUGCUACAAGAUCUCCUAGAAAAUGCGGGCGGCGCUGGUGCUGAGGUUCAAGGACAUUUCCAGCGCGCCGUCGCUAGCAUCAUCCAUACAUUGUUGUAUGGCUUCCGUGUCAAAGACUAUAACGACCCGGUACUUCGCACCGUUGUUGACCUCAACGAUGAAUUCUCUCAGUUUGUCCAGGUUGGCGCGCACAUUGUUGACCAGUUCCCCGUGCUUAAUAACCUACCCGGCUUCUUGGCCCCAUGGCAGGCAAAAGCCGAGAACCACUACACCAGGAAACAUGAUCUGCGCGGUAAAAACUUCCGGCGUGGUCUGGAGUCCGAUACCUGGAAUAUAUCAAAGCAUCUCAAGAAAGCUGUCGAAAAGGAUGGCCUCGAUAUGCCUAUGAACGAGCUAGCCUUUGAGCUUGGUACCAUGAUCGAUGCCGCGCUGGACGGCACUACAGACAGCUUGCUCUGGUUUGUGGUGGCUUGCGUCACGCAAGAUCAGGGCUUCGUUGCUAAGGCACGCAAGGAGCUAGAUGCCGUUGUUGGGCAUGGUCGACUCCCAGUCCUAGACGACAAGCCCAAUAUGCCAUACAUCACCGCAAUUGUCGAAGAGAUAUUCCGUUGGCGACCCGUCGGUCCCGAAGGCGUCCCUCACUUGAACAAGGAGGAGACUACCUACAAUGGAUAUACUAUUCCCAAGGGAUCUGUUAUUAUCCCUAACGUUUGGACAAUCUCCCGAGAAGAAGCCUUGUUUGGCGCUGACCCCGAUGAUUUCAUACCUGAUCGCUGGCUCGAUGAGAACGGCAGAACCCUCAAAGACCUCCCCGCUGCCGGCUUCGGUUAUGGGAGGCGAACCUGCCCUGGGCGGUAUUUUGCCCGCAAUUUUAUCUGGAUCGUUGUUGCCCAGGUACUAUGGUCCUUCGAUAUCAAGGCUGGCCUGUCUGAGGAGACGGGCGAGCCCGUCGUCGUUGACCCUUUUGCGUGUACUUACGGCUUGGUCAUGCGGGCUCUGCCUUUCAAGGCUUUGUUUAACCCUCGUGGACCUUGGGUGCGUGAAGUGAUUGCCAGAACUGGUGACACUUAUAGCAAGGACCACAUGGCCAUGCUCAAGCAAAUUGGCGCGGAGUUCGAUAGGUUGUAG